Messenger RNA from Zea mays, 3322 nucleotides. RefSeq lists its product as uncharacterized. NCBI's taxonomy places the organism in Eukaryota, Viridiplantae, Streptophyta, Magnoliopsida, Poales, Poaceae. The transcript has 9 exons. The coding region runs from base 44 to 3001 and encodes 985 amino acids. The record is from RefSeq and is a predicted model, not a curated record. Gene Ontology annotation, molecular function: protein binding.
GGUUGUGCGGCCUGCCUCCGGUAAGGAGUCAGCCAAGAACGCGAUGCGACCGGCCUUCUCCGCCUCCAAGCCGUCGCCGUCCGGGAGGGAGAAGGGCAGGAGGAAGGGCGCCUCCGCGGCCGAACAGCUGCUCACCGGCCAGGCCGUCCCCCUCCGCACCCGCCUCCACGACGCUCUCGCCCUCGGCCUCACCAAGUCUGAUGGCCACGGUGCUAAAAAAUGGCAGUCUACUGAUGCUGGAGUACAGUCUCACGUGCUCAAAUCGGUGGGUGCAUUUGUCGGUUGUCUUUCAAAUGAACUGCUCAGACUUCCUCCUAUAAAGGAGUCAAUUUCAGAUAUACUUGUAGCACUGGAAGGUAUUCUUAAGACAGAGAACGUUUCAGUUCUGAUCCAAGCAGCUGACGUGAGCUCGAAGUUUUUCUCUACUUUAGGAAAUUCUGUUCGCCAAUACUCAGUUUUGGAGAUGGUUUCGUGCCUCUCAUGCCAUUUGUCUGCAAAUCAGCUACGUAUUGCUUUACCAUGUGCAAGUGCAUUGACUUGUAUAUUGAACAACCAAGUUACAGCGAGAGCUUCGACUCAGGCAGAAAUUUGGGAGGCUCUGGACAAGACCAAUGCAGUUGCGAGUGUUAUUUCAACUCUACAGAAUUACACCGAAGAUGUCCAUCCACUGAACUAUCUGACAGAGAUGAUAUCUCUGCUAAGAAGUAUACUGUGGAUUUGGCCUUCCUCGAGAUACCAUGUAUGGAGCAAUCACAACUUGAUGGCCAAACUAGCACAUUACUGUCUUACUGCUGAAACAACAGUUUCAGCUAAAAUUCUUAAGCUAUAUGCUGCUUUAGCUUUAUGUGGCAAUGGAGCAAUGGUCCUUCUUAAGAAUGAAGAGCUGAUCAUUAAGACUGGUAACCUUAUGGGAAAAUCUCAUCCUACUGUUACUAGGAUUGAAGCAUUGAGGCUCUGCCAGGUUUUUCUGAGAUCUUCAAGGGGCUGCAAUUGGUUGAUGACUGCACAUGGUCAGCCUAUUGUUCAAGGCAUAACCAAUGCCAUGUCUGAAAUAAAUGAGAAGACAUUAGUAAGAGAGGGAUGUCGGACUGCAUUACUGGCGCUUCGUUAUUCUGGGAAUCAUCAUAGAUGCUUCUGGUUUAAUGCUAUUGAUAAAAUACUUUAUAAGAUUCUUUGUGGGAGCUGCAACUCUUCAUCUCAUGCACAUCAGACUUUGUGCCAUGGGGAGCUGUUCAAUAUAGAUUCCAAAGAUAUUAUGGAUAUACAUCCCUAUGUAUGGGAUAUACUCGGAUAUCUAGCAGUACAUUGCGACAAUGAGCAUUUUUCGGUAGGGACAUGUCAGAAUAAUUUCUUGCAGGGACUGAUAUCAUGUGCUUGCUCGCUAGCAACAGAUUUAACUCUGAAAAAAAGUCCCCUCAAAUUGUCUAAGGAGGAGCAGGAACCGGCUUUGAGGGCAGUUCUUAUGAUGCUUCUCUCUCCUAGCCAAUUCAUUUUCUCUGAGGCAAGUUCUAAAUUUCUGGAAGCUGUUCUACCAUUAGACAAUGAAUAUAUGAACAUGUUCAUGUCAUCACUAGAAUCGAAUGUUACCAGAAAUCUUACGGCAUCUUUUGACUGUGUCAAGAUCAUGACCAACCUCAUGAACAUAGCAUGCUUGUUGGUAGUACAAUCUAACUAUAGUCUCAACAAAAGGAGUGCUGUAGAUGUAUUAUCCAACAUUAUCAAGGAAUGUCUGCACGAUCAUUUGUACAUUACGAGAUCAAACUUUGCUUCUCAUCUGCAAUUUUGUUUUGAUGGAAGUUCAUGCUGCUAUCUCUCUGAAGAGUGGGAGGGUGAAAAUAUUGUUUUAUUUUAUGGUCUCGUAGUAUUGUUUAAUCUGCUGAAGAGUGACAACUUUAUUUGUUUCCACUGUAAAAGAAAGUUAGAUGCGGGGAUUGUGUGCCAUGAAUGCAGAGAUCAUUACAACGAAGGUUUGGUUGGAGUCCUUAAACAAGCCUUGUGUCAGAACAUGAGCCCAGGGCCCAAGUCUUAUAUUGCACAUAUACUGAAUGGCGAAUCUCUAAGUGCUCAUGCGGCUAUCCUAUCAGCAAGAUGUCCUAAAUUAUUACCAUCUGAAAAAACUUUUGUCCGUGAUGGGUCAGUAACUUAUGAAUGGGGCAGAAGGUCAUGCUAUCAUGUUCGAAUGUCUGAUCGUGUAGAUAGUCACGCUCUGAAGAAAAUUUUGGAGUAUGCAUACACUGGGUUGGUCACUGUAGAUGAUGCCACUGUUAAGCCUGUAAAAACACUUGCAAAGUAUUGCCAUUUGAGAUCGCUGCACUUGAUGCUUCAGAAAGAGCAACCUAGAUGGCACUCAUGUCCCAUAUAUGAUCUUACUACAGCACUCGAACCAGCUAAACAUUCGUUCUCGGACAUCAUUUUGGAGGCCCAAUCAAAUGACAAAAUGGAGUGUCACCAUGGUUCGUGCCAGUUAUCGACUCCUCAUAUUCAUAGCCAUAAGGUCAUUCUGAGCGUGAGCUGCGAAUACCUCCGUGCUUUGUUCCAGUCUGGGAUGCAUGAGAGCUUUGCGGAGACUAUCAGAGUUCCGGUCGGAUGGGAAGCACUGAGAAAACUAGUUCAGUGGUUCUACUCAGGCGAGCUGCCUAGAGUUCCACCUGACUGCCGAUGGAAGGCUACGAGUACAGAAGAGAAGCUAUCUAUCCUGAAAUCGUACGCGGAGCUGUCGUCCCUGGCGGACUUCUGGUUCGUGGACGGGAUGAAGGAAGAGAGCCUUCAAGUGUUGACCUCGUGCCUGAAUUCCUCCAGCACGGACGCCUCCCUCGCCUUCAUCGGCUUCGCGGCGAACUUGGGCCAGUGGGAGCUGGUGGAGGCCGCCAUCAGCAGCGUGGCGCAUCUGUACCCCAGGCUGCGAGACUCCGGUCGGUUGGAGCAGCUCGAUGAGGACGUGCUCAACAUGCUGCGGACAGAGCAUGUCAGGUAUUUGCAGCACCGCAGUGCAAGUAAAUGAAUCCUUAAUGUCAUGGAGGGUUUUUUUUCCCCGUCCACUGGUGGUCGCAUAGCGGUCCUGUUGUCAUGUUGUGGUGGUGUAUGCACAGCUGUUGCGUUAAAAAAAAACUGUACAGCCACUUCCGUUGAAGCUUAUGGCGUCAUGAACGGGGCUCAUCUCCGUUGAAACAGGUACUCUCUCCGUUCUUUUUUAUUUGUCGCGUUUUAGUAAAAAAAAUGAAUUAGCGGACGAUAAAUAUUAGAGAACGGAUGUAGUAUAUUAGUAUUGGUUGAUAUCUCUAAUCGAUACUAAUGUCAACUCAUUGAUACCGGGUUGAGGUCA